Molecule: messenger RNA, 1368 nt
Organism: Serinus canaria (Common canary)
Lineage: Eukaryota; Metazoa; Chordata; Aves; Passeriformes; Fringillidae
Gene: C21H1orf50
Product: chromosome 21 C1orf50 homolog
Exons: 4
Coding region: 16-654 (212 amino acids)
Source: RefSeq, a predicted model, not a curated record
CUGCAGAGCCCCGCCAUGGCCGCACCCCUCACGGUGCGUGCUGACGCCUCAGCGGAAGCCUUUGCACUGGGCGGAAGCGGUGGGUCGUGGCUGAGCAUGGCGGAGGGUGGCUCGGAGCCUGGGGAUGACGGUGACGGCCCCGGUCCCGGUCCCGGGCUGGCCCUGGUCGAGGGCAGCACCAGCCGCGCCAGUCGCGUCGGGGACCCCGGUGACCUAGUGGCCCUGGCCCAGCAGGUGCAGCAGGCCAAUGACUUUGUCCGAGCAAAUGCCUGCAGCAAACUGACAGUCAUCGCUGAGCAGAUCCGGCACCUGCAGGAGCAGGCGCGGAAGGUCUUAGAUGAAGCUAACAGGGAUGCUGAUCUGAACCACGUGGCCUGCAACCUUGUGAAGAAGCCAGGAAAUGUUUACUACAUGUACAGGCGGGAGAGUGGGCAGCGGUAUUUCUCUAUCCUGUCUCCUCAGGAAUGGCGUACCACUCCCCAUGAAUUUCUUGGUGCCUAUAAGCUCCAGCAUGACAUGUCCUGGACUCCAUUUGAGGACAUAGAGAGACGAGAUGCUGAAAUAACUGUCCUGGAGAAGCUGCUGAACCAGCAGGCAGCACUGCCCCUGUGCAUGGAGCCCAACUUCCAGGGCCUGACCAAGUCACACAAGUGACCACACAGGACCCCCUGAGCAGAGUCCCUGAGUGAGGGGACACAGUGCCUGUAUGCUGCCAAAGGCGAGGUGGAAAGAGACCAAGAAACAAAAAUGCUGAUUGUUUUUGUGCUUUAAGGAGACUAAUUCCGCAUUCAGUCUUACUGGAUUUUCUAGUAAUUGAAUAAUUUACUUUAAUGACCUAUGCCAAUCUGUAGCAAGAGGCAGGUGAUACCAAGAGGUGUGAUUUCCAAGAGUGCUUGGAGCAAAAAGCAGAAAUGCUUAGGGCAGAUGUGCUAAUGCUGUAAAAUAAUAUCUUCUAUCUGCCUGGCUCUGGUGAACCUCACUGUGAGUGUGUCAGGUAAUGAUCUCAGGGCUGGAUUUUCCCCCUUAUUGAAAUCCACAUGUUUAAAGAGAUGUGGCCUGGGAAGAGUAGUCAAAAGCCUGUGCAAAGGGUCUGUUGUGAUGAGUCUUCUGGUCUCUGUGCUAGCUAGUCUGAAUCCCUGAGCUGGGAACAUAGGGUGACCUGAAGCUCUUUUCUCUGGAAAGAGCAUCCUCAAAAGUGCCAUGCAGGCUUCAGAUGCUCUUCAGAUGAUGUGUGUUUCACAUCCUCAUGCAUUCCCCCUUGGAUGUGAGUGCAUGAGCUGCCAGGUAGAGGCAGGAUACUGGAUGACUUUAUGCAUCAGCAUUGGGGAGAGUAAAAUAAAUCAACCGUUAUCUCACAUGUACCACCAA